Molecule: messenger RNA, 2719 nt
Organism: Lactuca sativa (garden lettuce)
Lineage: Eukaryota; Viridiplantae; Streptophyta; Magnoliopsida; Asterales; Asteraceae
Product: ethylene-responsive transcription factor 1B
Biological process (GO): ethylene-activated signaling pathway; regulation of DNA-templated transcription
Molecular function (GO): DNA binding; DNA-binding transcription factor activity
Source: RefSeq, a predicted model, not a curated record
GAUGUCUUGAAAAUUAAGUCAAAGUGCAAUUAAUACCAAUACAGUGGUUUACUAGCAAAAAAUAAUCAAAAAUAACUUUUUUAACAAUAGAAUCAAAAUAUAAAAAAAUAGGGUAAAUUACACCAAUCGUCCCUCGUGCAGGUGCUGAAAAGCGCGUUUAGUCCUUAUUUUCAAAAAUUAACUCGGAUCGUCCCUCAUUUGUCUAAAACUUGCACGCUUCGUCCCUUAUACACAUUUUUGUUGCAAUAUUAGUCAUUUCCAUAUCUGAAAUGACCAUAAUGCCCUUUAUGUUUAUAUUUUCCAAUUAAUUUUAUGUUAUUAUCAUUAUUAUUAAUUAAGAAAGAAAAAAAAACAUGUGGUCCCACUUCAUGCCAAAUCACAUCUCUCCACCCACCUACCUUCCCUUUAUUGUCUCUCUUCUCCAAACUCUUCAAAAACCCUAAUGCCCUUUAAGCCACCGUCAGUGGAUACCACCGUCGUUUUACACUCCGACCACAUUCAUGGAAUGCACCGCCGUUUUACACACAUCACACUCCAGCCACCAUCUUUUCCGACAUAAGUGGUUUUGAAUCGUCUAAAAUCGAUGCCUCCAUCUGUGAUUCAGUCUUCGAUCUCCGAUAUCCCUCAGCUAGGGCUUCGUCACAUGUACCCUGCCAUCUGCGUCGGCUAGGGUUUCGAUAGAUGUCAUAAAGCUCUAUGCAUUUCGACAUAUUUAUAGAGAUCGAUCUCUGCCUCCAUCGUGACUGUGAUAUAGAGACCAACGAGCUCCACAUUUGAAGUCGAUGUCAAUGUAAGCGUGGUGGUUGGAUGAUUUCAGGUGUAAGGUGGAGAAGGCGAUGAACAGUGUAGGUUUCACCUGCACCUCCUCUUAAUUGAUCAUAGGAGUAUGGUUUUAUGUCCCCCAACCUUCGACCCUAUAUCUCUCAAUCAUAGAUUCCUCUUCAAAUUUCUUUUUUUUUUCUUUCUUUUGGGUUACAAGUCUGAUCAGUUGAAGAUUAGUAGAUAUGGUAGGGUAGGUGAUGGUCCUGAUGGUCGAUUAUGAUGGAUGUUGGUGGUUGUGAAUGGCAAUAAUGAACGGGGAGGGUAGGUGUCGGAGUUUAAGGAUGGGAUAAGAGAGAGAGAGAGAGAGAGAGAGAGAGAGAGAGAGAGAGAAGCGGUGGUUACCGGUGGCGGUGGAUGGUGGUCGGAGGUCAAGGGUGGCCGGAGGUGGAUGGUAGCCGGAAGUGACUGCAGUUCAAGGUGGUUGAUGGCCAAAAGGGUUUGAACUCCUUUUUAAGGGAUGUUUCCUUUUCUAAAAAUAAUGAUUAUAAAAAAAUAAUAGAUAAGUUAUAAACAAUUAAAAAAUAAAUGAAAAAGAAAAAAAAAAAAAAAAAAAAAAAAAAAAAAAAAAGGGCAAGAUAGUCAUUUACGUCUGCGAGGGACGUAACGUGCACCUUUUAAUGAUACGAGGGACGGUCCGAGUUAAUUUUUGAAAAUAAGGACUAAACACGCUUUUUGGCAUGCACACGAGGAACUAAUGGUGUAAUUUACCCAAAAAAAUAAGAAAAACAUAUGGAUAAUAUAAAACUUUACAAAACUAGUCUUGAGACAUUUAAAAAUCAUAAGUUGAAACCAUCAGCACUGAUGUCAUGGUAUUGGCCUCUGACCAGAGCCACCAAAUCUACUUUUUCUACUUUUUUGACCCAUUCGUGCAUCCACUCCUUUGAAAGUCCCACUAAAAACUUCCAUUUUCAACAUUUGCACUGUUCUCUUCGUAUAGAAAGAAGCAGUACUUCUGUCAGCCUAUAUAAACCCCCUCUCUUGAAAUUCCACCAAACACUAACUUAUCAACCGAAAAACAUCGUAUCUCUUCAAAGAUUCUCAUUCAGUAAUAACAGAAAAUCCAAGUUUCAUGGACUCUUCAUUCUUUUCUGAUCAUACUUCAAACGAAUACCUUCCCUUUAAUGAAAACGAUUCCCAGGAGAUGGUUCUCUUUGGAAUGCUGGCAGAGUCGUCUUAUGAUCACCAGACAACAUCUUCUGCAGCUGACAAGAUUAGCUACAGAGGGGUACGUGCGCGGAGAUGGGGCAAAUAUGCAGCAGAAAUAAGAGAUUCCACAAGGAAUGGGGCUAGGGUUUGGUUGGGGACGUUUGAUACAGCUGAGGAGGCUGCUUUAGCAUAUGAUCAAGCAGCAUUUGCCGCUAGGGGUUCAAUGGCAGUUCUUAACUUUCCUGUAGAGACGGUUUACGAGUCGCUUAGAGCAAUGGAUUAUAGGUUUGAGGAAGGGGGAUCUCCUGUGUUGGCAUUGAAAAGGAGUCACUCCAUCAGAAGGAAAGCUAUAAUCAGAGAGAAGAAGAGGAAAGAGAUGAAGUUAGAUGAAGAUCGUAAGAAUGUGGUGGUGUUUGAGGACCUGGGUGCUGAUUACUUGGAGGAGAUUUUGAGUUUGUCAGAAAGCUCUGGUUCUUGGUAAAACAAAGGACGAUAGAUACAAUUAAAGAUUGGAAGUUCAAGCUUAAGCUCAGUGUGAGUGAGUGUCUGUAGGCUAGUCUUUUUUUUUUUUUUUUUUUUGCCAAUCGACUUUUUGAUAUUAUGUAAAGAUGAAAGUGAUGGACGAGAGUCCAGGGGAAUCGUAUCACGAAAUUUAAUGUGUAAAUUAAUUACGAUUUUAUAACAUCCUCUCUAAAUUUCAACUCUAUUUUAAUACAACAUAUAAAUUAAAACGACAGUUUAAUAAAAAAGG